Molecule: messenger RNA, 2754 nt
Organism: Cervus elaphus (red deer)
Lineage: Eukaryota; Metazoa; Chordata; Mammalia; Artiodactyla; Cervidae
Gene: STAT4
Product: signal transducer and activator of transcription 4
Exons: 24
Coding region: 257-2503 (748 amino acids)
Biological process (GO): cell surface receptor signaling pathway via JAK-STAT; cytokine-mediated signaling pathway; regulation of transcription by RNA polymerase II
Molecular function (GO): DNA-binding transcription factor activity, RNA polymerase II-specific; RNA polymerase II cis-regulatory region sequence-specific DNA binding
Source: RefSeq, a predicted model, not a curated record
CUGGAGUGAUUGAUGGGGAUGAGGAGCGGGCGCCCCGCGUGGUGGCUCCAACCUGUUUCUGCUCUUUAGCGUUUCUAGAAUAGACAGUGGGUGGGAACGACCCAAGUAAAGUACCGGAGGUUCUAACACUGACGCACAGGAAAGCCUCAAGUGGGAGGAGAAAUGCAAAUUCCCUCUGACGGAGGCGUCAGCGGCUAGGUCCUGGGGCGCCGCGCAGGGCGAUUCCGACCGUGGACGCGGGCAGAGGGAGCCAAGCAUGUCUCAGUGGAAUCAAGUCCAACAGUUAGAAAUAAAAUUUUUGGAGCAAGUUGAUCAAUUCUAUGAUGACAACUUUCCUAUGGAAAUUCGGCAUCUGCUGGCCCAGUGGAUUGAAAAUCAGGACUGGGAGGCAGCAUCUAACAAUGAAACCAUGGCAACAAUUCUUCUUCAAAACUUGUUAAUACAAUUGGAUGAACAGUUAGGCCGUGUUUCCAAAGAGAAAAACUUACUUUUAAUACACAAUCUGAAAAGAAUUAGGAAAGUCCUUCAGGGAAAAUUUCAUGGAAACCCAAUGCAUGUAGCUGUGGUCAUUUCAAAUUGUUUAAGGGAAGAGAGGAGAAUAUUGGCUGCCGCCAACAUGCCUGUUCAGGGACCUCUGGAGAAAUCCUUACAAAGUUCUUCAGUUUCAGAAAGACAGAGGAAUGUGGAGCACAAAGUGGCCGCCAUUAAAAACAGUGUGCAGAUGACAGAACAAGACACCAAAUAUUUAGAAGAUCUACAAGAUGAAUUUGAUUACAGGUAUAAAACAAUUCAGACAAUGGACCAGGGUGACAAGAACAGUGCCCUAAUGAAUCAGGAAGUUCUAACUCUGCAGGAAAUGCUGAACAGCCUGGACUUCAAAAGAAAGGAAGCCCUGAGUAAGAUGACACAAAUAGUGAAUGAGACGGACUUGUUAAUGAACAGCAUGCUGGUGGAGGAGCUGCAAGACUGGAAGAGGCGACAGCAAAUCGCCUGCAUUGGAGGUCCACUCCACAAUGGGCUUGACCAGCUUCAAAACUGCUUUACACUGUUGGCAGAAAGUCUGUUCCAACUCAGAAGGCAGUUGGAGAAAUUAGAGGAGCAAUCUACGAAAAUGACAUACGAAGGAGAUCCCAUCCCAUUGCAAAGAGCACAUCUGCUAGAAAGAGUCACCUUCUUGAUCUACAACCUCUUUAAGAACUCAUUUGUGGUUGAACGACAGCCAUGCAUGCCAACCCACCCUCAGAGGCCAAUGGUACUUAAGACUCUCAUCCAGUUUACUGUAAAGCUAAGACUGCUAAUAAAAUUACCAGAACUAAAUUAUCAGGUAAAGGUGAAAGCAUCAAUUGACAAGAAUGCUUCAACUCUAAGCAAUCGAAGAUUUGUACUUUGUGGAACUCAUGUCAAAGCCAUGUCCAUUGAAGAAUCUUCCAACGGGAGUCUGUCUGUAGAAUUUCGACAUUUGCAGCCAAAGGAAAUGAAGUCUAGUGCUGGAAACAAAGGAAAUGAGGGCUGUCACAUGGUGACUGAGGAGCUUCAUUCCAUAACAUUUGAGACACAGAUCUGCCUCUAUGGUCUGACCAUAGAUUUGGAGACCUGCUCAUUACCUGUGGUGAUGAUUUCCAAUGUCAGUCAGUUACCUAAUGCUUGGGCAUCCAUCAUUUGGUACAAUGUGUCAACCAGCGAUUCCCAGAACUUGAUUUUCUUUAAUAAUCCUCCAUCUGCCACUUUGAGUCAACUCCUGGAAGUAAUGAGCUGGCAGUUUUCAUCAUAUGUUGGUCGUGGCCUGAACUCAGAUCAGCUCAACAUGCUGGCCGAGAAGCUAACAGUCCAGUCUAGCUACAAUGAUGGUCAUCUCACCUGGGCCAAGUUCUGCAAGGAACACUUGCCUGGUAAAUCAUUUACCUUUUGGACCUGGCUUGAAGCAAUUUUAGACCUAAUUAAGAAACACAUUCUUCCCCUUUGGAUUGAUGGGUACAUCAUGGGCUUUGUUAGCAAAGAAAAGGAACGACUCUUACUAAAGGAUAAAAUGCCUGGGACCUUUUUGUUAAGAUUCAGUGAAAGCCACCUUGGAGGAAUAACUUUCACCUGGGUGGACCAUUCUGAAAACGGAGAAGUGAGAUUCCAUUCUGUGGAACCUUAUAACAAAGGCCGGCUGUCCGCUCUGCCAUUUGCUGACAUCCUUCGAGACUACAAGGUUAUUAUGGCUGAAAACAUUCCCGAAAACCCUCUGAAGUACCUCUAUCCUGAUAUUCCCAAAGACAAAGCCUUCGGUAAACACUACAGCUCCCAGCCAUGCGAAGUUUCAAGACCAACAGAAAAGGGAGACAAAGGUUAUGUGCCUUCUGUUUUUAUCCCCAUCUCAACAAUCCGAAGUGAUUCUACAGAGCCGCAUUCUCCAUCAGACCUCCUUCCCAUGUCGCCGAGUGUAUAUGCGGUGCUGAGAGAAAACCUGAGUCCCACAACAAUCGAAACUGCAAUGAAGUCUCCCUAUUCUGCUGAAUGACAAGAUAAACUCUUGACACUCAAAAGAAGGAAGCAAAUGAAAAAGUUUUAAAGACUGAUCUUUGCCAACAAUCACAUCUGGUUUCUUCAGCUUUGUAUAUACCAGGAAAUGAUUAAAUAUGAAGCUUUCUUCUCAUUCUUAUGACACCCCCAAAUGGGAAUGUCAUUGAAAUGCUAGAGAUCCAAGCUUCUAAUAAACUUGUGAGAUAAAACACUUUAAGAAACCAGUGUUAAUAUAAUAGUAAUGAAAGA